AUGUUUGGUCCUCUCUCUGUUCCCCUGCAGGUAUGGAAGGACACGGAGGAGGCGGAGAUGUGGUACACGGGCCUGUGUGCUCUGGUGGAGAGGAACCGGCGGCCCAAAUCAGAGCGCCUAGGGCUGAGCCACCGGCGAUCCGCGUCCAUGACCCUGGAUGAGCUUCGAGAGUGGUCUCCCGACAUGUCCCCCUUCCGACAGAGAGUAGAGUCAUCCCCGCCUGUGGAACCCAAUGAAAGCGGCAGCCUUGCCGACUUUCGAAGCCCCCCUGAGAGCAGAGGCACAGGGGGUGGCGUGGGCAUGGGCAUGGACACAGGCACAGGAGCAGAAGCAGGAGCAGCAGGAGGAACAGGCAUGAAUUUCUCAAGGUCGGCGCAUGACAUGUCAUCUCUGCACGAGAGCAUUCUUGGUAGAGGUUCGCUGUUUCCCGGGAGCACAAACAAUGGAGCAGGGGGGUCUACAGCUUCUGGUUCUUCCCGGACGUUUCCUGGAAGCUGCAGCACGAACCAGCCGUGCAGCGAAGCAGGGACGGAUGUCAGUGACUUGGACGAUUUCUCAGACACGCUGUCUAUCGGGGGGGUUUCUGUGCAGUCCCUACCUCCUUCCACCACCAUCACCACCACCGUCACCACCACCAUUGCUACCAAUUCGCCCUCCAUCCCCUCCUCUACCUCUGCCACAGCCACCACCGCUACUGCAGGAAAUACCAGUGCUGCUGCCAAUGCUAGUACUUCUUCUAGCCCUGCCGGGACCAACUUUCCGUAUGUAGCAGCACCGCCCCCCGGUCACAGCACCAUCAUUCCCUCUACUCGGUCAGCCGAUCGGGCUGAACUACUCCCCGGGCUGCCCGUGAAAAGUUUUUACAGUGCGUCGAGCGACGGGUCUGGGUAUUUACCCAGUGCCACGAGCAGCAGUACAGGGGAUGAUGGGAGUGAGGUUCUGGGGGAUUUGUUUAUGUGGGGAGAAGGGUUGGGGGAUGGGGCGUUAGGAGGGGGUGGAUUGAGGAAACGUGGGACGAGCAGCGCGAUUCCGAUACCUGGAUUUGAUUCGGUGGCGCCGAAACCGUUGGAUGCUGGAGUGGUGCUGGAUGUGUGCCACGUGGCAUGUGGGGAGGGGCAUGCAGCGCUGGUGACAAGGCGAGGGGAGGUGUUCUGCUGGGGGGAGGAGGGAGGGGGGAGGCUGGGGCAGGGGCGUGAGAGAGACUUGGAACACCCGAAGCUGGUGGAGGGUUUGGAUGGUAUCCCUAUGGAUGAGGUCGCCUGUGGCAGUUUCGUCACACUCGCUCUCUCCAGAGCAGGGGAGGCAUUUCUCUGGGGGGACGGCCGCAAGGGCAGGGGCCUUCUGGGGGAGGGCGGAUACGAGGACAUGCCCCAGUGGGUGCCCAGGCGUGUGGGUGGAGCCCUGGACGGGGUCAUUAUCUCAUCGCCCAAGGAGGUGGAGUCGCUUCGAGGCAUGCGGGUCUCCCGCGUUGCCUGCGGCGUGUGGCACACAGCAGCAGUCGUGCACGCCCCCACCACUGCAAGCAACCCUUUCCCCCUUACCUCCUGUUGCCCCCCUCAAACACUCCAAUGCAGCAUUGUCUCAUCGCCCAAGGAGGUGGAGUCGCUUCGGGACAUGCGGGUGUCACGAGUUGCCUGCGGCGUGUGGCACACAGCAGCAGUCGUGCACGCUCCCGCCACUGCAAGCACCCUUCCCAGCACUGCAAGCUCAGGCGUCACUACAGCAAGCGACGGUGCAGCAACAUCCUCAGCAGUAACGAGUGAAGGCGAUUCCGCAGCAGCAGGCGCAGCAGUAGUAGCAGGAGGAACAGGAGCGGGAGCAGGGGGGGCAGUGGGAGUAGGGGGAGCGGCAGGAGCAGGGGGAUUAGCUGGGGUAGGCUCGGCAGGGGGCGUGACAGCAGGGGGGGUAGCCGGGCCGUUUGAAGGCGGGAGGCUGUACACAUGGGGUGAUGGAGAUAGCCAUGAUGCCAUCCCUCCCAUGAUGCCAUCUCCCCCCCUGCCAUCCAUACCUCCCCUUGCUCCCCACACCCUGCACCCCAUUCCCUUCUCCCCUGGCAGUAGCAUGCGGGCAGGAGAUCACAGUAGCGCUCACGCCAUCAGGCCAUGUGUGGCAUGCGGGCAGGACAUCACAGUAGCGCUCACACCAUCAGGCCAUGUGUAUGCCAUGGGGUCAGCAGCUCAUGGACAGCUGGGUAACCCCCAGGCAGACGGCCACACCCCAGCCCUUGUGUCUGGGCCCCCACUAUUUAAGCAGGUCGAGCAGAUAGCAUGCGGCACACACCACACAGCAGCCCUAACGGCCGCAUCGGAUCUCUUCACAUGGGGCCAGGGCAGUCACGGGCAGUUGGGGCAUGGGGACGUGAGGGACAAGGAGACCCCCACGAGGGUUGAAGCCGUUAAAGACCAGCGCGUGCUGUCGCCAGCACGGCAGUGGUGUGUCAGCAUCGGCACGCACAGGGCUCAGACCACCACCACUGCACGCUCUGCCGCCAGGCUUUCUCCUUUGCCCGCAUCCGCCACCACUGCUACAACUGCUCCCUCCCCGUCUGCCACGCCUGCAGCCCCCGCAAGCUACUCGGGGCAGCCAUGGCCCCCACCCCUACCCGUCCCUACCGUGUUGGAGCCUUGGGAUUGGAGGCAGCAGGGGGGUGCGGUGGGGAGCGGUGAGGCGCGGUGGAGGAAGGCGAAGGAGGAAGCAGACAAGGAGAUUCAGAGACUGAGAGAAGAGCUACGAGCAGUGCAAACGAGGAGUGCGGAGGUGGAGAGGGAACGGCAGGCAGAGAGGCGGCUGGCGGGCAAGCAGGUGGAGGCAGCCUUCUCAGCUGCCAGCAGGGCUGCUGCUCGUGCUGCUGGCGCUCGUGACGUCAUCCAACUGCUCUCUCAGCAGCUCACCACUCUCUCUCAAGCUCUCCCUCAGGGCAGCACCAAGCAAGUCAGCCUCGCAGUGACCUCCCUGCCAGCUGCUGUGGUUUACACAGGCCCGCUCCUCUCCUCCACCUCCAUCCCUCCAACCCUAACGGAGCUCCCACCUCAGCAAGUCACCAGCACUGCCGCUGGGUUGGCUUCAGGACAGGCAGUAGCUGAAGGGGGGGCAUGUGGGGAGGGGCCACGUGGGGAGGAGACAUGUGGGGAGGGGUUAUGUGGGGAAGAGGCACGCGGGGAGGCAGCUGGUGGGGGUGAUUGGGUGGGUGCUACUAGUGGCUCUGCUCCAUCCACUGAUAUGGCAGGUGCCAAUGGCAGCAGCAUAGGGACUGAGGAGAUGAUACGGAAAGAUGAAGCACAAAAGCAGCGAGGAGACGGGGAUGGGGAGAGCGAGAACGAGAACACUUCAGACUCUUCAUACCUCUCAUCUCAGUCAGUGCCUCCUCCCUCGGACUCCUCAAACAUCUCUAAACCCACCAGAAAAUCCACCAAGUCUUGGUCAUUCCGAAGCGCUGUGGGCAUGCCUUGGAGCCCUGCAAGCGGAUCAGAUGAAAACAUUGACUCUCCCAGAUCUCAGUGGUUCGGGCAGGUGAAUAGAGGCACUGGUAAAUCAGGCUUGGGGGGUCCUUCUGAGGCAGCUGUGGGGGGUACAGGGCAGAGGCCUGCUGAUUGGGUUGCAGCAGGAGAGGAGGAUUUACAUGGCGAUGCUUUAGCUGAUGUGGCUGAAGGGGAGGAUGAGGAGGCAGAGGAGAGGUAUGGUGGUAGUAGAGAAGGUUCGGAGGGAGAAAGGGAGACAGGAAUGGGAGAGGUGGGUGAGGAGGAGGGUCGGGAGGAAGCAGGUGGAGGAGAGGAGGAGGAACGGACGGAUGGGAUGGAUGGGUUGGGAGCUGCGAGCAAGCAGGUGGGCUCUGAUGCUACUUCCGGGAAAGGGGCUGCUGAAAGGGGAACUGUUGUUGUUCCUAAGAAGGUGACUAGCAUUGGCAUUCCGCCUGUGUGGAACGGGAUUUGUGAAAUGACCCCAAGACCACAGCGGUCUGCUAGCAGGUUUGCAGUGAGUAGAGGGGACAGUGGGGUUGCUGCCGCUGCUGUGGUGGGUGGUGAGGGGAGGGGGAACGGGCAACUGCGUGCCGAUGGGUUGGAAGGGAAUGGGCCGAUGCGAGAAGGAGGUGGGGGGUUGGGGGAAGCUUUGUUUGGAAGGGACGCAGAGGAUGGUUAUGAUACGCUACUUGCGGGAUCGGAUUUGGAAGGGAUUGCUGCAGACGCGAAGCCAGAGGAGAUUGCUUCUGUGGGUUAUUUAGAGGAGGGUUGUACGGUUUAUGCCGGACAUGGGGGUUAUGUGCUAGGCCAGCAGCAGUAUGGAGAGGCAGUGAUGGGUGGGGAGGGUAUGGAGGACCGUGUGGGGACAGGUGAGGAGGAGGGUAGCUGUGGCUGGCAGUAUGUGCCGCGUGGGAUGAGCCGGGGCGAGACGGGGAGUGGUGACUGGGACGAGAAUGCUGGGGUUGAGGAGAAUGCUGGGGGGGAGGAGAAUGCUGGGGGGGAGGAGAAUGUGACAGGGGAAGAGAGAGCGUACAUGGAGGGGAGUGCUCCGGGGGAAGAGAAUUGUGGGAGGGAAGCGGGUGCAAGCAGGGAAGAGAGUGCAAGCAGGGAGGAGAGACAUGACAGGAAGCACAGGAGCAGGAAGCUGGGGGAUGGGGAGUGGGUGGAGCAGCCAGAGCCUGGGGUGUACAUGACUCUGGCAAAGCUGCCUGGGGAAGGGACUGAGCUGCGUCGAAUCCGGUUCAGGUAA
This is a messenger RNA of Closterium sp. Naga37s-1, 4707 nucleotides long. The record is from the annotation of a GenBank genome assembly. NCBI's taxonomy places the organism in Eukaryota, Viridiplantae, Streptophyta, Zygnematophyceae, Desmidiales, Closteriaceae.